Rotaria sordida is the source of this 1497-nucleotide messenger RNA. Lineage: Eukaryota; Metazoa; Rotifera; Eurotatoria; Philodinida; Philodinidae. The record is from the annotation of a GenBank genome assembly.
AUGGAAUUUCGAUCUCUUCUUAUAAAAUUAUUCAAUCAAUUGACAAAUAAUGAUCGUCAAGCAUUGCAUUUUGCUGUGGGUAAUAAAGUUCCACGUAAAGAUCGAGAUAAUUGUACACCUUCUGGUAGUUUAAAUCUUCUUGAUUCUCUUUUUGAUCGAAAUUUAAUUACUGAACAAAAUUUUGAUUAUUUAAUUAAUAUAUUUGAACAAAUUAAUUGUAAUGAUGCUUCAGAACAACUCAAAGAAUAUAAACUGCAUAGUAUAAAAAUAUCAAACACUGAGCAAAUAUUAUCAGAAUCAUCAUUAAUUGACAAAUCUGUUUUAAAUAUUGAAGAUGAUAAAAUGCGAAGUUUUUCUAAUGAUGUUUCAAGACAAUUUCCACCAUUAUCUUCUAUUUCUGAAUUAGAACAUUCUAUGCUACGAUCUAAUACCAAUACAUUUUCCGAAGAAACAUAUCAUUUCAAUGAACAUGAAAGAAAACAAUCGCUUUCAAUAAUUUUAAAAGUAUUAAAUCAAAAACGUAUUUUAUUUUCUAUUGUUUUAAUCAUUAUUACUACCUUAUCUAUUAUGCUUUGCUUUAUUCUAUUUCAAUCUGUCUUCAUUGAAUCAUCAAAAUUAGAUGAUGCGAUAUCUUCUCAGAACAUAAAGCAAAAACUAUUCUAUAUCAUGAAAGAAGGAUUACAAUACGGUGAUUAUAGUCUUAUUCAAAAUGAAACAUUUAAUGAUGCCAAAGAUCGUGAGCUAUUCUAUUCUGAUCGAUGUAUCGGUGUUGAAUUGAAAUGGUCUAGUAACGCUCUGUUCUCUAUACAAUUCUUAUAUUCAAAUGAUCGACCAUCAAGCUUACAUACUACUACUACUACUACUACUCAAAGCAAAGAACUAUCUAUUCUCUCAUCUCAAUUUUCAAGUAUUUUCAUGUUGAAUUCAAAUGAAGAGAUCAACAAAAUAAAUUUAUAUCAAAAUUUACAUCAGACAAAUUUUAAUAUAGUCGGUAUACAAUUUUAUACGACUAAUGGAAGAAAAACCAAUGUAUUUGGUUCUAAUGAUGGACAUUUUAUAACUGAAUCAUUUGAAUAUUAUACAUUCGGAUAUGCUAGAGGAAGACAAAAAAAGGAAAAAGGAGUAGAAAUGCUUCAAUUUAUCUGGUUCAAACAAUCUUCUAUGGAAGAACAGAUAGCUACAGUACCUCGUAAAAUGUUAGAAAUGUGUGAAUUCACCUAUACUAGCCUUCAAGAUCUUAAAUUUGUACAUGCGAAUGGUAUUGAAUCUUCAUGGUACGAUCUUAAGCGUAAAUUCAAUCGACAAGGUGUCGAAUGUGAUUCAACAGCAUCUUAUUAUGAAAAAAUUAGUAAACGAGGUCCUGAAUUAUUUGCCAUCGUUAAUAAUACUUCAGUUUUCUAUCAUGAUAACAAUAAAUGGUCUAAAUAUCGUAGUGCAGCAAAUAUUACAUGUAACCUUAUUCCAUGGUCUGAUACGAAUCUACUAAAGGAAUCAUAA